UCACGUGACAUCGGUUGGGGCCGCCGACUCACCCCACCACGCACACACACCGACCUGGGGCCGGAUGAUAUCCGUACGCUAGCUAUGGGGAAGCAGUUGAAGUUACUGGUAAUUUGGGUCCCUGCGUCGAUUCUGUUUGUUGCGCUUUUGGUGUACAUGCAAUCACAAGGUAUUUUCUACAUGUCAACAAGGAGAAGCACAAACGAGUGCCCGAACUUAUCGACUGGAAUUGACAGUCAGGACCAGAGCCAGGAGGAUGAACACAACAUUCAGGAAGGGAAGGAUGAUCUCCCUUCUAACACUACAUGGAAACCCUGUACAUUUGACGUCUGCUUCAACCUAGAGAAAUGUCCACUCACUCACCCAUUCGCCGCCUAUGUCUACGAUGAUCUGCUUGCAUCUUCUUCGAACGAAAAUGCAUUUUCUCCUCAACUUUUAGUAGAUGUUUUGAAGGAGACAGGUUCAUACACCUCUGACCCUGCUAAAGCAUGUGUGUUUUUCGGUAUUCUUUGGAACACAGAGAGUGCAAGAGAAAACGUUGGCCGCCUGGAGACACAAAUUCACUCCCUGGCACAGUGGGGGGAAUAUGGCGAAAACCACGUUCUGGUUGAGCUGUCCACUGACCAGAGCCCUGCCAGCAGCAUGCUGGAAGGUGUUUCAACAGGAAAGGCUAUCAUUGCACGGAGUGUAGUCUCACCAGCCAAGCCGUUCCGCACAGGCUUUGACAUCCUUCUCCCUCCACUCAGGACGGCAGACGCAGACUCAAUGCAUUUGCUAUCUCCUCUCCUUCCUGUCUCCCGAGAGACUUUUAUUCACUUCCAAGGAGAAUACUCUCCACCUCAACACCCAGGCCCUGUUACUAUCACUCCAAAUCACAUCAGAAGUCUCCAGCAGCUCUUACAAGGUAAAGAGGGAGUGGACAUUCAGCUCCAGUGCCAACAGCUGGCGACCGGGAAGACAAAGGGGGCAAAGGAGGGGCAGUGGAUGUUGUGUGGAGACCAGAAAUCUCGACUUAAGCUUUGUUCCAAGUCUAUGUUCUCCCUCGUCCCAAGUCCAGGUGGACCUAACGCUGGAACAGGAGUCGGAAUCUAUACUAGACUGAUAGAGUCUCUGAUGUGUGGCUCUAUACCAGUUGUCAUUGGAGUAGGGGUUCUCCCAUUCGACGAAGUAAUAGACUGGAGUCGGGCAGCACUGAUUGUUCCUUCUGGCAGGUACUCUGAUAUCCCCUACAUCCUGCGAAGUGUUAGUUCAGGUGACAUUCAGAACUUUAGACUCAAGGGCCGACAUUUGUGGCACACCUACUUCAGCUCUUCACUGAGGGUUGUCCAGAUUGCUGUAGCCAUAGUGAGGUCACGGACUCUCCACCCACCUCCCCCUGCUCAUGACUUUGUUGGGAAACAGCUCGUUUACCUCCCGGCUCCCAAUCACAAGCAGAUUACCUCCCCUUUCUUCACCAAUAAUUUCACUGCCUACUCGUCGAGUUUCUGGAAUGAUAUCCCAGGUCCCCUGUUUUCCUACCCUUCAUCCCCCUUCAAUCCUGGGUUGCAUUUCAGCAGAUUGAACGAGUUCGCAUUUGCUCACAAUGCGUCGCAGUCAGUGGACGGAAGAGCUGCCAUAGAGUCAACUUUCAAGGAAAAUCUUCUUGUGAAUGUACCUGCCGAGCAGUUUACUGUGGUGAUAUUGACGUACAAAAGGAACGAAGUACUGAUGGAGGGGCUGGCAAAACUGAAAGGGAUUCCUUCCCUGAACAAAGUGGUAGUCGUCUGGAAUGAUGAGAAUGACCCGUCUGCUGACCUCAAGUGGCCCGAUAUUGGAGUACCUAUUGUGGUUGUUCGUGGUAGAGGUAACAGUUUGAACAAUAAGUUUCUGCCUUACAAAGAGAUAGAGACCGAAGCUGUGUUGCAACUCGACGAUGAUGUCCUUAUGGCUCCUGAGGAGAUCGAAUUUGGUUUCAGAGUUUGGUGUGAAAAUCGGGAUCGGAUGGUAGGGUUUCUUGGUCGCAAUCACAUAUAUAAUUUUAAGGACAAGAAGUGGAUCUACAGCUAUGGAACUGGUGAAUGCAAGGUGUCCUUGGCACUUACUGGCUGUAGCUUCUUUCACAAGACCUAUAUGUACCUGUACUCCUACUUGAUGCCGAAAGAAGUGAGGGAGAUGGUCGACCGCAUCAAGGACUGUGAAGACAUUGCCAUGAACUUCCUUGCUGCACAUCUCUCCAGAAAACCACCCAUGAUCGUUCCUACAAAAUAUUUUUUUGACUGUACUGGCCGAUGCAAACACAAUCUCUCCAAGAAAGGGGGGUGGAUGAAGGAGCGCAGUUUCUGCAUUGAGUUCUUAACUCGUAUUUAUGGUUACCUACCUCUUCUCUACACCACGUCUCGUGCUGAUCCUGUUGCUGCUGAGAUCCCCUUCAGUUAAGGAAUAUGGAAAAUGUUUUAAGCCGACCUGACAGUGUUUAAUAGCUGGCCAUCCCAGCACACUUGUGACUAUGUCUAGAUACAAUAGUUAAACUCCCAGGAUGCUUAUUGUCCUUUGGCCCUUAUUCAUUAUGUUUCAUAAAAACUCAUGGUUUGCAAAAGAAAAGAAGUUGCAACCCGGGGCGUGCAUCGACUCCCGUAGCUAUAUAGUAUGACAGCACAAACAAAAUCUAUCGAUUAGCAGCUUGCACUGGUUCCUUACGACACAAAUCCUCUAACUUGCUAAAUAGCUCCAUUCUGUAAGUGGCCCAAUCUGUAAAGCCUCUCCUUUCAAACCCACAAGACUUUCAGAGUUAUGAGAUCUUGAUCUUGUUAAGUGCCACCUAACAACUGCGGCAGAACACCUAACAUGAUGGAAACACCUUUACCCGGGGCUUUCGUGAGGGAGACACUGUCUGGUUGUCUCGACCAACAGCCAGGAAGCUAGACCCACCGCUAACAAACUCCUUCCCGUUUCUUUACUCAGACUAGCU
Molecule: messenger RNA, 2947 nt
Organism: Geodia barretti
Lineage: Eukaryota; Metazoa; Porifera; Demospongiae; Tetractinellida; Geodiidae
Source: the annotation of a GenBank genome assembly